Messenger RNA from Ostertagia ostertagi, 471 nucleotides. The record is from the annotation of a GenBank genome assembly. Lineage: Eukaryota; Metazoa; Nematoda; Chromadorea; Rhabditida; Trichostrongylidae.
AUGAAGCUACAAAGUGUAAGGUUUCGUUGUGGCAGUGUCGUAAACGAAAUGUUUGUGCAAAAUCGCUUUGCCGUGGUAAUGGCGUUGAAUUUGAUCUCUUCGUAUGAUAGCGACGAUGAUAGUGGUGCUUCCGAUCAUGCUGAGUCUGUACAUGCCUCGGACGCUGAGAUACCUCAGUCAUCAGAGAAGCCGAAAAAUUCUUCAUUCUUCUUUGGAGAUGGUGAUGGUAGCGAUAGUGAUGGCAGUUCGGAAGGAUCGUCGAAGAACACUGACCCUAUCAAUUCCAACCUUACCUCAGGUACAGUUCGUCGUCUUCCCAGCGCAGGAUCCGUGCUGAAAGGAAAACACAUGGGUUCUAGUGUGUUCUCGAGCGAGCGGGAGCGUGAAGAUCUCGCACACGUCCUAACACUAAGUCAGCACGUGCCCUUGACUGAAAAAGUGGAAACAAAAAAGAAGUCUUUGUGCCGGUAG